Messenger RNA from Ictalurus furcatus (blue catfish), 3579 nucleotides. RefSeq names its product interleukin 10 receptor, beta (gene il10rb). NCBI's taxonomy places the organism in Eukaryota, Metazoa, Chordata, Actinopteri, Siluriformes, Ictaluridae. The coding region runs from base 200 to 1357 and encodes 385 amino acids. The transcript is spliced from 7 exons. Gene Ontology annotation, molecular function: protein binding. The record is from RefSeq and is a predicted model, not a curated record.
GGGAUUGGCUAGUGGUGCGGAUUGACAUGGUGUCCGCCAUGUUGGAUAUAUGAAUCACUAACCAAUCAUAUUGUAGGCAGUAAGAUUUGUCGGAAUGCGGAUGGGGAAAAAUUAGCGCGACCGUCGAUACUUAAAACACAAUCUCUCCGAAGUGACAUUGUUAAUCAGAGAUCCGACAGUUUGUUUGUAUUUGACAAACAUGAAGCUUUUCGGUGUGUUGCGUGUUUCUGCUGUGUUGUUGUGCUGUUUGUCAGUAGUGUGUGCUGUAUUACCUGUCCCGCAGAAUGUGAUCAUUCAGACGUGCAACAUGAAUUAUGUACUGAAAUGGGAUUGGGAUCCGAAUCAGGCACCAGACGACGCAAACAACGUUACUUUCACUGCACAGUAUCUGCCGAUGUUUAAGAUGAGUAAGCCCAAGCGCAAGCAGGACUGGAAGUCGCUGUGCAAGUCAACACCUGAACACGUCUGCGAUUUUUCCUCAGCGCAACUGCAUUAUCUUGGCAUGUGGCUGCUGCGUCUGAGGGCUCAAAGCGGCCAAAACGUUUCGUCCUGGGUCCAGAUUGAGUUCUGUCCCGACAGAGAUGCUGUCAUCGGGCCGCCCUCUGCAGUGAACGUGACCCCUGUUAAUGGCUUCCUGCAGGUUGCAAUCUCUGACCCUUUGACUAUCACCAAUGGCUCCAUGAAGGAAUGGCUACCCAAUAUGUAUUACUUUAUACAGUACUGGAAGAGGAGCUCGUCAACACAGCCUACUAAUCUAACAAGCGCCAAUAAUCUGGUGAUUCUGCCUGAGCUGGAGAGCUGGACAUGGUACUGUGUGAGAGUGCAGUCUAUGGAUGACUAUUAUAAGAAGGCCAGUGUCUUCAGUCCCACCUACUGCACACAGACGGACGGUCAGACCCCAUACUGGCAGAUUGUUGUGUACUUCCUGUUGUCGUUGGGGCUGAGUUUCCUGGUGUUGCUGGUGCUUUACAUGUGUAUCUUCAGAGUGGUGAAGAUAGUCAAGAACACCUUCUAUCCCUUAGUCCCGCUGCCUCCAUACAUCCAGGAGUACCUCGACUUUGGCAGCUCAGAAGCGCCACGCUUGUUGAGUGCUGAGCCGGAGCUGGAGAUCUGCUGCGACAGGCUGGAUCUUCUGACCCCUGUCACCGAGGUCAUCUUGGAGGUCCACUUGCCACCUGAGAUUUCGCAGCAGAGGGACAGAACACACAGCCGACACAGCAGCUGCGAUUCCGGCGUUUAUUCCACAGAGGGCUCGGGCCCGAGGCCGAGCGAGGUUGGAGAGGUGACGGUGGAAAAACUGGGAAGGAAGAUGCAAAUCGAGGAGCUGGACGAAGGAGUGCAAGACGUGUGCGUCUAAUCUGGGAAUGAGAACAGCCUUGAACUGGCUUUCAUGUUCGGUUUGUGCUGCAAUCUCUUCCCCACAUGCAUCCUGCAGAGACAUAAAAAGACUCCCAAACAAACUGCCUGUUAGAAGGGAAGGUUAGAGUGACCUGAUCUCUCGGCAAAUCUUUUAUGAAGUUGUAAGAAACGAUAAUUGCGCCGCCCGUCCUGACUUUUCAUACCAGUUUAAAAGAUUUGCACUUUUAACACAUCACAUUUUCUUCCAGAAUUUACUGUUAUUACUCUACAACACGUUACUAAAGGAAAAAAACAGAUGAAAUAAAUGGCACAUAUGGAAUAAAAAUGGCAUUAAAAAUCCCAAGGGGGAAUUGUGUAACGUGAAGGACUGAUCUGUAUGCUGCUUAUAAACAGUUGAAUCUUUUUAAGCCAUGAUGUCAAAAACUGUCUGUUUUGAAACUGUUUUCUUACUGUUUAAAGCCAUAUAUACAGGCUCUUAAACAACAAAAUCUCACUUUUACAUUAACAUUAUGAUAAUGGUAUGUUUGUCAGGUUUUUGUGUAUUUGUAGCUAUGUUUAUUCAUUGUUUUGACAAUAGUCUCAUUUUAAUAUGAUUAAUUAUAGUAUAUCAAUUUUAAUAUGAUUCUUAUAGAAUCUGAUAUUAUGUCAUAGAUUACUUUCUUCAUUUGCUUUUCUUUACUUCUAUUUCGAAGGUUCUUCUGUUUCGUGAUUGUAAAAGCUCCAUUUGUUUUUCUCUCGAAAGAGAAGACAACUUGUACACAUAUAUGCCUUUUACAACAUGUUUUAUUGUAUGGAUUAUCGAAAGCUGUCGGUCUGACUGUUGUGAAUUUCCAUAUUUUCUCUUACAUAGUAAAACAAUGUAAUCAAUACAUUUUUCCUGCUGUGGCAGGAACAGCUGCAAGAGGGUCGAGGUCAUUUUGUUGACCUUGAUCACUUUUUGCUGGAAUGUAACAUUAAAGUACAGAAAAAGGAUUCGCAGACGAACGAUUACUUUAUUUUCAUGUUCAUUCAUCUCUGCUCGGCAUCCUUUGCAUCUGUCUACAUCCACACUGUAGACAUGUUAUCAACCGAGUGCUGUGUAGCUCUAAGGUCUGGUUUAUUAGAACAGUGGAGUGUAAUGCAGUAGUAGAGCUUCUGUUACAGUUUAUCUUCUCACGUACGUUUAUGUAAAUCAUUUCCCUCAUUCAUUUCCAUAAUUUCCCUCUGUGGUCUAAUUUAGUGAAAUGAUGGGACUUGUUUUGUUUGUUUUCAUUGUUGUUGACGCUUCACUUGUCAUCACUUUAAUAAUGCAGACCACUCUAUCUCUUUCUGUACCUAAUUUCUUGUUUGAAGUGUUGUCUUCAGCCAAAUAAUUUAUAUAAAUGCAUGUGAUAAACCAAAACAGAGGAUCUGCUACAGAAGCCAUACUAGCUCAUAUUUAGAAAAUGUGUAUAUAUAUAUUUUUUUGGGGGGGGGUUCCCUUCUCCCCAAACAUGGGUUGGUUCUGCAACAGUAGUAUUUGAAUGCUUGGUUUGGUCUGCUGAAAUACUUGGCUGGGAUUGCAUCCAGAUCACAUUCCACUUAGUAGCGGCCUCUGGAGUAUGAGUUUAUUCUGUGCUCCAAGUUCAAGAAAUGCAUAGCAUUAGUCAUCUAAAAGUAUACUUAAUAAAAAUAACAGCAAUCAUCAUAACUUUCCAGGUAACAUUUUAUUUGAAAGGAAAUCUUCAUAAAUUAUUAAUAAAUGUGUAAAUAUUUUAUAAAAUGAUGUUGGUUUGUUCAUAAAUGACUUUUUGUCAUAAAAUAAUUUUGUCUUGUGUACCAUUAGGUGACAUCAGCUUUUAUAUAGUAUAGCCAUCUUUAGAUGAAAGCAGAGUUUUAUGGGUAAGUGUACAUUUUGUUUAGUGUACAUUUGUCCAGAUUCAUAACAUUUCCUGGUAGAGCCACCAGUGACCCUGACCAGGAUGUCAAGUGCUGUAUCAGACACUAGAGACACUACAGAGCAUCCUUCAGACUAGCUGACCUUUCUUUGUUUUCCGAGUGAACCUCACCUGGCAACCUACGUACCUCAUCACUAUUAUGUAAAAAAUAAAACGCAGCAGGAUGUGCUUUUAUAGGAAAUUAAUAAACAGUGGUGUGAUAUUUUGUAAUAACAGUAUGCCCUGACAUGUUUUAGUCCUAUACCAAAUCAAUUUGCCAACAAUUACAAAUUUUAAUUAUUAAUGAAUUACACAUCAUACAUUU